Molecule: messenger RNA, 2976 nt
Organism: Hippoglossus stenolepis (Pacific halibut)
Lineage: Eukaryota; Metazoa; Chordata; Actinopteri; Pleuronectiformes; Pleuronectidae
Product: lysophosphatidic acid receptor 6-like
Exons: 1
Coding region: 999-1991 (330 amino acids)
Biological process (GO): G protein-coupled receptor signaling pathway; behavioral response to pain
Cellular component (GO): membrane
Molecular function (GO): G protein-coupled receptor activity
Source: RefSeq, a predicted model, not a curated record
AACAUAUUCAGUAUAUAAUGGAUUAAGAUAUGACAUUUUAUAUUAAAAAAAAUAAUACAGUGAUUAAUUAAAUCAGCAUGUGUAAAUAAAUGAGUAUGUUUAUAUUAAUUGUAAGUGGCAUUUUCUCACUUCUAUAUUUUAAAAUAUGAUUUCAUUAUUCUUUAUUUUUUCCAAAAAAAAGAUAAAAAUGUAAUGUUCAUUCUUGAUCACAUCGAGCAGACCUUAAAAGUUACUUUACUGAGGGUGAAAACAGCUACUGUAUAAUUAUUUAGUUAUCAGACUGCUAAAGUAAGUAAAGUAACUCUAUUUUAUAUACAUCUUUUUUUACAGGAUCAGUGAUUUAAUAUGAUCUGGACAUUAAAUAAUGUUAAGGAGAAGGAAAAAAUGCUAAUUAAGAUGCUACUUGAAAGCUAAACGAAAAUGAUAAGAGAUUAUUAAUUAUUUGGUUUAUAUUUUUUUUAAUAUAUUUCACAAUUGUAUUUCUUAAAUUCAACAUAAAUAUACAGUAUCCUGAUAUAACUAGUAUUAAGAAAAUACUGAAAAUAUUGUUUAACAAGUCAACGCUACCGAUUUAAUUCGAAAAGUGUUGUCAUUUCUCGACUGGGAAACUUCAUUAAAUGUAUAAUGAAGUAUAAUUACUGAAGAGCAGUAUGACAUUGGGAAAUUGUUCUUUGUUCUUCUUUCCACGCUCUGCAUGAAAUGAAACGGAAUGUUUGCUUGUUUUAUGGGAGCAGGAAGUAGCAGUUAAAACGUUAUUGGCAGAAUUCGUUCCAACUGUCCUCCUAUACAUCAAACAUUAAUUCAGCUGCGUUGGCUGUAAUGGGGCAGUUACCUCUGUAAAUUUACAUCCCAUAAAACAGGAGACAUUUUGAGUUUAUUAAGCUUUUACUGCUCCAGCAGACGCUACUGAACAUACUCCUAACUUGAUUUUAUGUUUACUUCAGAUAUGAGAGCGACACAAUGAUUGAAGGUUCUGGGGCAGAAAAUCAUUUUGGGACAUGGAGCAAUGGAAUAUGAGUGAUGCUCCAGUCAAGUCAUUCUCACUAUUGUCUAACUGCACCAUGGACACCAGCUACCGCUUUACUUUCUACCAAGUGUCCUACAGUGUCAUCUUCGUGCUGGGGUUGGCCACCAACAGCCUGGCUCUGCGCAGACUGUGUCUAUCCCCCUUCACCGUCAACAGCACAGCCAUCUACAUGGUCAGCCUGUCAACUGCCGACUUGUUUUUUGUCUUCUCCCUUCCUCUGAGAAUCUACCACUAUUACCAAAAGGCUCAAGCCACGUCCUCCAUCACAAGAGAGCUGUCCAGCUGGACCCCCGGGGUAGCAUUCUGCCACCUUACUUUCACCCUCAAAUACAUCAGCCUGUAUGGGGGCAUCUUCUUCCUGGUGUGCAUUGCUGUGGACCGUUACUAUGCUGUGGUGCACCCUCUUGCAUCAACAGUCCGCAGGCUGCGUGUUGCACAGCUGGUAAGUGGGGGGAUCUGGUGCCUGGUGCUGGGGCUGAGUGUGAGUCUGUCUCUGCUGCGAUCUGCAGCUGCUCACCAACACCAGCCCUGUCUGUUGGACCCGACCUCUCAGCGCCACCGCACCAUCAUACUGGCGGCCCUCUGCACAGUGCUGGGCUUAUUUCUGUUUCCCACUAUGCUGCUUCUCUACAGUUACUGCAAAGUGCUGAGCGUGCUGAGCCGGUCAAGACACCGCUCUCGCAGUCAGCACCACAGCCGCAAGCACACUCUCACAAUCAUUUACUGGGUUCUGGCCAUCUUUCUGUUGUGCUUCCUCCCCUAUCACAUCAACCUGCUGGGAUACACGCUCACUCAUUUGGGGCUGCUGUCCCAUUGUGGCCUGGCCAAAGUGACCAAGGCUGUGCACCCCGUGAUGCUGUCACUAGCCAGCUCCAACUGCUGCCUCAACCCACUCAUCUACUAUUUCUCCAGCAGCCUGGUGCACAGGGAGGCGCCUGGUAGUGGAGGCAGUGGCAGUCGGUGACACAGAUCGUUUCAUAUAAGCACUGAAAAUGACACAAUCGUAAAAAAGCACUAGGGCUGUUUUAUUGAAAUUAAUUAUACAAGUUACCAGUACUUAGUCUAUUCACAUAAAGUAUUCAUUUCCCCAUACUGUGUGCAAUACUUUGUAGUAGAUCACUACAUAAAAUAGGUAAUCAGCAUUUAGCAUGAAUUGCAAUAGAUUUAACAAGUUUUGUGUGUUUUCACUUUGGUUCACUGCAGAGUGUUGUGUCUCUGGAGCAGGUUCCAGAGGGUCGGGUUCAGUGCCCUACUAAAAAGUAUUGUUAGCUGUGGUUAGCUGAGUCAUUUUGCUCUGUAUAUUUUGUUAGUGCAACUUUAAUGUGUUUGUGAGAAAGUGAUAUGCAAUGAGACUUUUCAUGAGAAAUGUGUAAUCUGCCUCAAUCGGUGUUGGUCCAACAUUAUGGAUAUGGUUUAUAUGUUAUAUGUUUUUUCAUGGGCCAAUAAAUGCCAUAUAAAGUAUGUGUAUCUGUAUGUUGUGUUGUAAGGAAAUCUUACCAAUAUAAGUAUGUAUGAAUGUGUAAUGAAGUGAUGAAACUGACCGUCCUCCAUGCGAUCCUCUCCAUGAUGAGGUUCUCGCAAGUCUCCAGAUGUUUGACAAUAUCUUUGCUCAGUGUGGGGUAGGCCUUGAUGAAACUCUCGAUGACUUUGUAGAAGUCAAAGGCGGCGAGGUUGAACACGUCCAGUAUCCAGGGGAAACAAACGUCUGUCGCAGCUGAGUCACCACCGCCAUGGUUGUAUCCUCCAGCCUUAAAACAGCUCUCUGAGCAUGAGGAGCAAACGACAUAAAAACGACUCGUCACAAAUCUACAAGACAUUUAAACAUUGAUGUGAUUGUUCAUAAAUGUAAGACACAACACAAGGAAAUAGUUUGCAAUGCUGUCUCCUAUUUAUUUGGAAGCAAAUGACGUGACCCACCUCCAUAUGCUGCCAUGACCACCUCCAGAGCA